UGAGAUGUUGUCAUACCUCAGCCAAGGGAGAAAGAGGGUACCGGUCACGAUGCUCGCCCUUCAUAAACCCUCCGCAGCUCCACAAACACAGCUCUUUCUCCUCCUCCAAUUCAAUUUCUCGAUCAAUCACAAACACGACCCACCAUAAUCCAAAAUGCGACAAGAAGCCCUCUUCAUCGAAACCCCCAUGCCCAAAGGCUGCGUAACCUGCAAAAAACUGCACCUCAGAUGCGACGAACGCAAACCCGCGUGCAAGAGAUGCGUGAACAGCGGCCGCAGCUGCGAAGGCUACGUCUGCGUUAGCACGGCUCGAAAACCGACCGAUGUGACGCCCGAGUCCGUUCUCGAGUUUCGACAGAAAUGUCUGCCGACCCGCGAACAUCCCAAGAAGGCCUUGAUCGUGCUGCCCGUCGCUGAGGCGCCACACUUCUUGCUCGCGCGGGGUUUGGCGGCGCCGGAUGAGGUGAUGAGGAUCUUGCUGAGGACGAUGGUGUCGGGGCAUGCUGCACAUGAGACGAAGGAGCAGAGAGAGAAGAAGAGGAAGGAGAGGGAGAUGAGCCUUAUUAAGUUUCAUGAGCCGGUCGGGGAUUCGUUCGAUAUGUCGAGACCAGAGGGCUGUCCGGUUAUUCGGUCGGCGUUCAUGGUGCAGAUGUACCGCAUCUUGGUGGAUAUCAUGAUGAGCAGGACACAGACAUCCGACAAGGCAGUCCACGGCCUAUUCGUCUCGAAUUCGCGCAAGAAGUGAAGGGAGACUGCUUAUUGCAACGACGAGAUGUUGUGCAUACUUGGGUUUUUGGGACGGAUAUGGAGUCGGGUAUACAUCAUUGCAUUGCAUAGGAAGGGGUACACCAAAGGUAUGCAGGGACAUAAUGGGAUGGAAGCAUCAUGGCAAGGAGUUUUCAAUUUCCAAAAACGAGAAAAAAACAGCUCGUUCAGGACACCAAAAAGGAAAGGAGGCCGGGGAUAUCAGAACCAGCCGUUUGUAUUGUAUUAUUCUAGCAGCAUUGCUUUUCUUCACGAUAGACAUAG
This is a messenger RNA of Mollisia scopiformis, 1029 nucleotides long. RefSeq lists its product as uncharacterized. The coding region runs from base 155 to 745 and encodes 196 amino acids. Gene Ontology annotation, biological process: regulation of DNA-templated transcription. Gene Ontology annotation, molecular function: zinc ion binding; DNA-binding transcription factor activity, RNA polymerase II-specific. Lineage: Eukaryota; Fungi; Ascomycota; Leotiomycetes; Helotiales; Mollisiaceae. The transcript has 2 exons. The record is from RefSeq and is a predicted model, not a curated record.